AGAGUGACGGAGAUGGCGGCGAACGCGUGUCUACCUUCGCCGGCAGCGAUGACAGUCCGGCCAGAGGAAGGCGUUCCGAAUUCGAAAUCUACGCAGAGCCAACCUAGGCUCUAUCUCACCAAACCUUCAUGGAUAGUCAGAACUCAGUCCGGAGUUAAGGCUUGUACAAAGAGAAAGGAGAAAGACCGAUGCGUAAUUUGCCAUGGAACUGGAAGAGUCGAUUGUUUCAAUUGUCGUGGGAAAGGGAGGACUAAUUGUGUGGAUGAGGAAAUGCUUCCAAAAGGACAAUGGCCCAAAUGGUGCAAGGGCUGUGGAGGAAGUGGAUUAAGUGACUGUUCUCGCUGUCUUGGCACUGGAGAGUACAGAUACAUUAUGGGCUUCCGCUUCUUAAAACAAGACGAUGAUGUCGAUCCUCCAUAAUGAUUUUCUGAAACCUUUAAUGAUAGUUUCCUUGCCAGUUAUGGUAGAUGUUCAUUAGGCAUAAAACAUUAGUAAUGUAAAUGGUUCAUUGUUGCUCCUGACUUGUUGGGUUUGUUUGUAAUCGUCAUGGUCACAUACUCACAUUUUGUGCCUUUUGAGUCUACACAAGUCCUCUAGGAAGACAGAUGAAAAGGCAGCUAGUAUUACCUUUAUAUAUUUAUAAACACAUAUUGAAACU
Molecule: messenger RNA, 658 nt
Organism: Capsella rubella
Lineage: Eukaryota; Viridiplantae; Streptophyta; Magnoliopsida; Brassicales; Brassicaceae
Product: protein disulfide isomerase pTAC5, chloroplastic
Exons: 4
Coding region: 13-420 (135 amino acids)
Source: RefSeq, a predicted model, not a curated record